Cladocopium goreaui is the source of this 5214-nucleotide messenger RNA. The record is from the annotation of a GenBank genome assembly. NCBI's taxonomy places the organism in Eukaryota, Dinophyceae, Suessiales, Symbiodiniaceae.
AUGGCCGUUCCGUCUCCAUCCCCGUUGCAGCGUGGGAAAUCCGGCAUCUUGUCAACCCCAGAAAAAGAAGGUCGCUUUCCUGAGACCCAGAAGGUUUCGAGUCCAGUUGUUCCCAAGCGUUUGGAGGAACACUUUGAGGAAAACAAGGUUUCAAAGACUUUGCCACCUUUUCCUGUGGCCCUGCCUAAGCCUGCACCACAGCAGAUGCCACCCCCAGCUGGGCCCCAUCCGCUGAGUCAGGGGGCGAUAGACCGUCGCAUCCGACGGGCGAUGGAGCCCAAUGCAAAGGGGGAGUUUAAGGUGAGCUCAGAGGUUCGAAAGCUUUGGGAAGAAGGGAGCCGGGAGAAAGUGUUUCGGCUGUUCGCUGAUUUUGGCGGUGCCGAUGUUGUCCCUGGCGACGAAGAUGGUGGUUUGCCACCUUCGGCACAGGAGACAAUGAAGUUGUUGAAGCGGCUGGGGUGCCCGGAAGUCCAGGACACCACCAAACCCUCAGCCCUGCUUACGAAAGUCAGCACAGCCUUGACGAAGCGCAUGGGGAAGUUGGAAGAAGUGAAAAAACUCUUUGCGGCGGGAGGUGACUCAGCCCUUGUCCGCAAGAUGUGCGACAAGCUGGAGGAAGUGUAUGCCAAGCUGGAUUCGCAGAGUGAGGCUCUUUCGGCUGAAGCCAAUGCUGGCAUUCUGGAAGGCUUCACCCAAGUUAGCGAUCAGGGUUCAACUUCCAACGUGUUCCAGCUACUAGCAAUGGCAGAUCUGAAAGAGUAUUCGAAACAUUGUUGUGCCUCCCUGGAGGGUAUCAAAAGGAGAUUUGAAGACAAAGACUAUGGUGGCACAUCACAAGCAGUAGAAGCGGCCAAAGAGUUUCUAUCAAUUGGAAAGAAAAUGAUGAUUCGCUUUCAAACAUUGAGGAAAAAACCCGAGGAGAGGAAGCAAUGGAUUCGAGACACUUUUGGUGGUGAUGCUAUCUCAAAGAAGUCACUCAAUGUUCAGCAGUCGUUGCUAGUUAGCAAACUAGUCAGUCGGCAAGUUCCAGCAGUUGAAGCUUCGAUUAUGCAAGUUGCAGUUCGUGCAGCACCUGGUGUGACAAGCAAGGAAUCACUUUGUUUGACUUAUGACACAUCAUGCGAGAAGUUCAAGGCUGUAGUUUGCGGCGACAAUGAGAACAUGACAAAGAUGUUCGACACUCCCAAGGCCACAUUCCAGGAAGCCGUGGAGAAGCAGUCACCAGUUGACACAGACAAAGAAAUCAAGUUUGUAGAUGUGACCCACAAGCUAUUUGAGAAACCGGUCAUUGACGAGUUUCCACAAAGCAGUGUGUGCAUUUACAAGGGCAUCAUUUCCAACCUUAUCUCUUGGGGACGUGAAGGAUAUUCGACCAACCAAAGGAUUGUAAAGACUGAAGAAGAUCGAGCACGCAAGUUCAUGAAAACUACAAUGGAAAGGGUACGUGAUCGAGAUCUUGAGACUUCUAGAUGUGAUGAGAUUCUUGCAACUGGCUGUGUAGAUGUGAUGGACAUCGACUUCAUUGCAAAGGCUUUGGGCAUUGGUGUACGGUGCACCAUUUCUGAUGAGGCUGAACUCGGGGAGGUGGAGGUUUUGAUCACAUGUUUCCGUCGCUUUGUCAAUGAGAAGAUCAGCGGCACUUUGAUUGACAACGAGGCCUAUGACGUGUACACAGCAUCGAUGCCCAACUCAGUACACAAGGAUGCCAUCUAUGGACAUGGAAGGGAAUCCAAGGAGUACCUGAUCCAUUUGAUCUUUCGCUAUCAACCAAAUCCGGAAACUGGUCUAGCAUACGGGCACUACAACUUCUUGAUGCCUACCAAGGGUGAGGAUGCUAGUGCUUCGAGUGAUACAAAGAUCAUCAAAAUUCAGAAGCUGCCAGUGACAGAAGAACGCCACACAACACAGGAAAACAUUCAUAAUUUCUUUGAAAAAUGCAAAGAUCAUCAAAGCAAAGCUACCAUCAAUCCACCCAAGCAAACGGGUCCACCAAAGGCACCAGCAGACAAAGACACAACCCAGGCAAAUGUUGAUGCUAUGUUUGCAAAAUGCAUAGAUCAUCAGAAUAAGGUUGCUAAGAAAGCACCUGUGUGUGAGCCUGUGAUGAAACAAGUGGUAGAACGUGACACUACCCAAAAGAAUAUCGAUGCAUUAUUUGCAGCAUUUCCAGGUGCUAAUGUUGGACCACCACCCGUUCCACCUUCAAAUUCAUUACACAAAAUUUGUGCUGAUGAACCAGCUGCGCAUGGUCUUCAAGAUGGACAUGAAGCUACCAAGCAUGCCGGUGCUGAAUCACCACCUCUUCCACCUCCAGAUUCAACACCUAAUCAAAGUGAUGAUGAAUCAGCUGCGCAUGGUCUUCAAGAUGGACAUGAAGCUACCAAGCAUGCCGGUGCUGAAUCACCACCUCUUCCACCUCCAGAUUCAACGCCUAAUCAAAGUGAUGAUGAACUAGCUGAGCAUGGUCUUGAUCAGAUACAUGAUCGUUGUGAUGAUCAAUGUGGUGUUGAAGCUACUAAGGAUGCCAGUGCUGAACCAGCUACUACGCAUACCAGUGCUGAACCACCACCUCCAUCACCUACAGUUUCAGUGCAUGAUCGAUGUGAUGAUGAACGAGCUGUACAUGAUCCGCCAGCUGAACAUGACGCUACUAAGCAUGCCAGAGCUGAACCAUCACCCAUUCCACCUACAGUUUCGGUGCACCAUCAACGUGAUGAUGAACCAAAUGCACAUGACCACCAAGCUGAGCCUGAAACGACACCGAUGACUGAAAUUCAGAUUGAAAUGGAAAAGAAGGUGAUCCUGGGAGAUUCACAUGGAAACAACUAUGGAGAUUCACAUGGAAAAGAAGGUGAUCCUGGGAGAGCAACUAUGUCAUUGGCUUCAUCACCACUUCAAGCUUCUGGGACAGGGAGUCAAGAACAAGAUCAGACACCAACCGACGUUGAAUAUGCACGUGUGAAAUCAAUUGUGGACAGAAUCAGCAACUUUCAGCGCUCUAGUGGGUCCAAUUUGACUUCUGAAAGUGAGGACGAACAAGCCGAAGCAAAUGGUUCAUUUGAAGCAGAGCAAGUUGAAAAUAACAGCAUCAGUUGUGAUGAAGCUAUUCCUGAAGAUGAAGAUACCAAAAGCAAUGGCAUAGCUGAAGAUGAAGAAACACCAAUCAAAAACGCAGAGCUGGCUCCAGCAGUUUCUUCACACGAUAUGGAUUCAGCCGAGGUGGAGUUGAGAAAGUUGAAAGAUAAAAAAAACAUUCGAGAGCGCCUUAGAAAGAACAAGAAGCUGGCAGAAGCAGAUCGUAUCCUGCUAAAGAAUGCAAAUGCUUGGGUUGAUGAUAGUGCCCAACCACCGGAGACUGCACCUAAACUUGAAGAAGGAGACAUGGAGGGAGAUGAGACGCCGGCUCCACCUGGUUUCAAAGUCGAGACAGCUGACUUUCCAGGAGACAUGGAUGAAGAUGCUCCCAUUGGUUUCAAAGAGGAGACAGCUGACUUUCCAGGAGAUUCCAACGAAACCAUUACAGACUUGGACCGGUUGAUCAAAGGUAGCCCUACAUCUCCUGCUGACAACGGCAAAGAGACGGCAAAGGACAUGGUGAUGAUUCCUCCUGCUGACAACGGCAAUGGGACGGCAACUGAGAUGGUUGUGAUUGACGUUCCGAAAUCACCUGACAAUGUGAAACAAAAGGUUCAGAAGAAGGACAAAAAGGUCAAAAAGGACAAGAAGGACAAGAAUCAGAAAAAGAAUGAUCAGAAGAAGAAGGAUCAGAAGAAGACCAAGGAGAACAAGGAUGACCGCAGAAAGUAUCGAGAUGUGCGCGACAUGCAGAAGGAGACCGCCUUGAAAGAUAUGGUGGACAGUGCCCGAAGCGCGCUAGGCCCUCAUAUGUCCACUGCACUGCUUACAGGUAAAAAGCUUUGCCCUCAGUUGCUUUUGAGGUUGCUGGAAGCUUUCAAUUUGGAGAGCAUCGCGCCCAAAGCGGUGAGCGCCAAGCGCCCGCCGCCUUCGAAGAGUUCCAAGGCGAAGGCAGCCCCGAAAGUGCCAGUUCCCAAGCCUGCUGAGGACACGCCCAGCAAGACACCAAAGAGAGCAUCAGCAGGUGGCAGCGUCUUUUGUGAGCCAGUCUUUCGUUAUCCAUCUUUGCCAGGUGAGGAAACUUCUCGACAAAAAAUGUUAGAAGUCUUGGCGGAUGAGAUUGGUGACGGUGUCUGGCGCUUGGCCCUGGUUGCCCCAGCUUGCCGAGUUGGAACUAUGGCCAGAGCAGCAGUGGCCGACGGUGCGCCCAACGUAGGCAGCCUGUAUGCAGCCACCAAAGUGCAUCCAAGUCAUGGAGAGCGAGAUGCUCAUCGACUUCUCAACAAGUACUGGCUAUCUUUAAGGGUACCCAUCAGUGAACUGACCAUACCAUUGGAUGAUGGCCAAACGGUGUCCAUCCCACACUACAAGGUUACUGACAUGGCUGGACAUCUGUUGACGAAGCAUCCAGAAAUUUUGUUGGGUGGGGAUACGCUUGAAUCUGGCGAAUCCCGGUGCAAGUCGUUUUGGGAGAAGUUCCGCGACCACCAACCAGACCACAAAGUGUUUCAACAGUUUGUUGACUUCCGUCGGGUGGUGCCAAUUUGCAUCCAUGGUGACAAAGGCCGUACUCUCAAAAAAUCCCCCAUAGCAUGCUACUCAUGGGAGUCUGUGUGGGGCCUACCUGCUGGGCUUAGGGACACGGCAACAGAACCUGUCCUCAACCGGCGAAACCAGCAGAAAUAUGACACAGGCCACUUGGGGGUCACGUGCUUAGAGCGGUCAACAUCGUCGAAUGGUGGAGGAACGUAUGACGAUGCUGACGAUGCCUGCACCAUCAAGCGGCGGCGCCUGGGCCAGUGCGGACACUCUUUCUUGAACCGGUACCUCUUCACCUGCGUUCCAUAUGCUGUCUACAGCUUGGACAGUUACACCGUACUUAGAACAGUCCUCAAGGAGUUGGGGUCGCAACUGAAGAGUUUGUUUUUGGACGGUGUGGAAGUGAAUUCUACCACGUACCACUUUGCCCUCAUAGGUGUGAAGGGGGAUGCAGAAUUCCAUGUGGAAGCUGGAGAAUUUUGCCGUUCAUACAUGACGGUUGGAACAGCCAACAAUUUACAAAUGUGCCAUGAAUGUGAAGCUGACGACAACUUUGGCGAUGUCUCUGACAACCCCAGCUGGUUGAACACAGUUGCUUAA